Messenger RNA from Priapulus caudatus, 295 nucleotides. RefSeq lists its product as uncharacterized. The annotation marks the transcript as partial. Lineage: Eukaryota; Metazoa; Priapulida; Priapulimorpha; Priapulimorphida; Priapulidae. The record is from RefSeq and is a predicted model, not a curated record. The transcript has a single exon.
CGUCCGCGCCUCUAACGUCCGCACGUCUAACGUCUGCGUCUCUAUUCGCGCCUCUAACGUCCGCGUCUCUAUUCGCGCCUCUAACGUCCGCGCCUCUAACGUCCGCGCGUCUAACGUCAGCACCUCUAACGUCCGCGCGUCUAACGUCCGCGCGUCUAACGUCCGCGCCUCUAACGUCCGCGCCUCUCACGUCCGCGCCUCUCACGUUCGCGCCUCUAACGUCUGCGCGUCUAACGUCCGCGCCUCUAACGUCCGCGCCUCUAACGUCCGCGCCUCUAACGUCCGCGCCUCUAAC